AUGACUGAGGACAACAAUUCAUUCACAACUGAGUUCAUCCUCAUAGGAUUCACAGAUCAUCCGGAGCUGAAGGGCCUCCUGUUUGUGGUAUUCUUUGCCAUCUAUCUGGUCACCAUGGUGGGGAAUCUUGGAUUGGUGGCCUUGAUUUACAUUGAACAUCGUCUUCACACACCAAUGUACAUCUUUCUGGGAAACCUGGCUCUGAUGGAUGCAUGUUGUUCCUGUGCCAUUACUCCAAAGAUGCUACAGAACUUCUUUUCUGCAGACAGAAUGAUAUCACUCUAUGAAUGUAUGGCACAGUUUUAUUUUCUCUGUCUGGCUGAAACUACUGACUGCUUCCUUUUGGCAGCGAUGGCCUAUGAUCGCUAUGUGGCCAUUUGUAACCCACUGCAGUAUCACACCAUGAUGUCCAAGAAACUCUGCAUUCUCAUGACCACAGGAGCUUACAUAAUUGGACACCUACAUUCCAUUGUUCAAGUAGCAUUAUUGUUUAGGUUAACUUUCUGUGGGUCGAAUCAAAUCAAUCACUUUUUUUGUGAUGUUCUCCCAUUAUACAGACUCUCCUGUGUUGAUCCUUAUAUCAAUGAUUUAAUGAUACUUAUCUUGUCCGGGUUUGUUCAAGUGUUUUCAAUUACCAUCGUUCUAAUAUCUUAUUUCUGUAUUCUUUUCACUAUAUUCACAAUGAAGUCCAAAGAGGGAAGAGGCAAAGCCUUAUCUACCUGUGCAUCCCACUUCCUUUCUGUGUCAAUGUUCUAUGGCUCUCUUCUUUUUGUGUAUAUUCGGCCAAAUUCAUUUAAAGAAGGGGAUAAAGAUAUACCUGUUGCCAUUUUUUAUACUUUAAUAAUCCCUUUACUAAAUCCUUUUAUUUAUAGCCUCAGAAACAAAGAAGUAAUAAAUGUUAUCAAAAGAAUAAUAAAAAAUAGAAAAUUACGUGCCAUUCCAAAGUAA
Molecule: messenger RNA, 948 nt
Organism: Dipodomys spectabilis (banner-tailed kangaroo rat)
Lineage: Eukaryota; Metazoa; Chordata; Mammalia; Rodentia; Heteromyidae
Product: olfactory receptor 5K3-like
Exons: 1
Coding region: 1-948 (315 amino acids)
Biological process (GO): G protein-coupled receptor signaling pathway; sensory perception of smell
Cellular component (GO): membrane
Molecular function (GO): odorant binding; olfactory receptor activity; G protein-coupled receptor activity
Source: RefSeq, a predicted model, not a curated record